Messenger RNA from Mirounga angustirostris (Northern elephant seal), 2725 nucleotides. RefSeq names its product diacylglycerol lipase beta (gene DAGLB). The transcript has 15 exons. The record is from RefSeq and is a predicted model, not a curated record. Gene Ontology annotation, cellular component: cytoplasm; plasma membrane. Gene Ontology annotation, biological process: neurogenesis; arachidonate metabolic process; diacylglycerol catabolic process. NCBI's taxonomy places the organism in Eukaryota, Metazoa, Chordata, Mammalia, Carnivora, Phocidae. Gene Ontology annotation, molecular function: triacylglycerol lipase activity. The coding region runs from base 100 to 2115 and encodes 671 amino acids.
GUCGCAGUCAGUUUGGCGUUGGAUCCCGGAGGGCGCGGGGCUCCGAGUGGCCACCGGCGCGCGGCGGGCUGGCCGAGGCCGGGCAGCGGGGCCUCAGCCAUGCCCGGGAUGGUGCUUUUCGGUCGGCGCUGGGCCAUCGCCAGCGACGACCUGGUCUUCCCGGGGUUCUUCGAGCUGUCCCUGCGAGUGGUGUGGUGGAUUGGCAUUUUGACUUUGUACCUCAUGCACAGAGGGAAGCUGAACUGUGCAGGCGGCGCCCUGCUCAGCAGUUAUUUGAUCGUUCUUCUUGUUCUCCUAGCAGUUAUUAUAUGUACGGUGUCCGCCAUUGUGUGUGUCAGCAUGAAAGGAACCAUCUGUAAUCCCGGACCACGGAAAUCUAUGUCCAAACUGCUUUACCUCCGCCUCGCGCUCUUUCUGCCAGAGAUGGUCUGGGCUUCUCUGGGGUCCGCCUGGAUAGCAGACGACGUGCAGUGUGACAGGACGGUGGUGAAUGGCGUCAUUGCCACCGUCAUCAUCAGUUGGAUUAUCAUCAUCUCCACUGUGGUCACCAUCAUCAUCGUCUUUGACCCCCUCGGGGGGAAAAUGGUUCCGUAUCCCUCCUCUGGCCCCAACCACCUGGAUAGUCAUGAGUCGAGCCAGCUACUUAACGGCCUCAAGACAGCAGCUACCAGCGUGUGGGAGACCAGAAUCAAGUUCCUGUGCUGUUGUGUCGGGAAAGACGACCAUACUCGAGUUGCUUUUUCGAGUACGGCAGAGCUUUUCUCAACCUACUUUUCAGACACAGACCUGGUGCCCAGCGACAUCGCGGCAGGCCUCACCCUUCUCCAUCAGCAACAGGACAAUAUCAGGAACAGCCGGGAGCCGGAGGGGGUGAUCGGCCAUUCCCCGGGGCCCCCCCAGGAAGCUGAUUUGGACGCCGAGUUAGCCAAUUGUCACCAUUAUAUGCAGUUUGCAGCAGCGGCCUAUGGGUGGCCUCUCUACAUCUAUCGGAACCCCUUCACCGGGCUCUGCAAGAUUGGCGGGGACUGUUGUCGAAGCAGGACGACGGAAUAUGACUUGGUCGGAGGCGAUCAGCUCCACUGUCACUUCGGCUCCAUCCUGCACACGACGGGCCUGCAGUACAGGGACUUCAUUCACAUAAGCUUUCAUGACAAGGUCUAUGAGCUUCCCUUUUUAGUGGCUCUGGACCACAGGAAAGAAUCUGUUGUGGUAGCCGUGAGAGGAACGAUGUCUCUGCAGGACAUCCUCACGGACCUGUCAGCGGAGAAUGAGACCCUCAACUUAGAGUGUGGGGUGCAAGACUGUUCGGCACACAAGGGGAUUUCUCAAGCCGCCAGAUACGUUUACCAGCGCCUCGUCAACGAUGGGAUUUUGAGCCAAGCAUUCAGCAUCGCUCCCGAGUACCGGCUGGUGGUGGUGGGCCACAGCCUGGGGGCGGGCGCCGCGGCCCUGCUGGCCAUCAUGCUCCGGAGCGCGUACCCGCAGGUCCGCUGCUACGCCUUCUCCCCGCCCAGGGGGCUGCUGAGCAAAUCCCUUUAUGAAUACUCUAAGAACUUCAUCGUGUCACUUGUCCUAGGCAAGGAUGUCAUUCCCAGGUUAAGUGUGACUAACCUGGAAGAUCUGAAGAAGAGAAUCUUGCGAGUGAUUGCUCACUGUAACAAGCCCAAGUACCAGAUUUUGCUGUACGGGUGUUGGUACGAGCUGUUCGGAGGAAGUCCGGAUAACUUUCCGACGGAGCUGGACGGGGGCGCCCAGGGAGACCUGACGCAGCCGCUUCUGGGGGAGCAGAGCCUGCUGAUGCACGGGUCCCCGACCUACAGCUUCUCCAGCGACUCCCCCUUGGAGUCCCCCACCAAGUAUCCCCCUCUCUACCCUCCCGGCAGGAUCAUCCACCUGGAGGAAGAAGGUGCUUCAGGGAGGUUUUGGCGUUCUGCUGCUCAGUACAGUGCCAGGUGGUCACACGAAUCACAAUUCAGCAAAAUACUCAUCGGUCCCAAGAUGUUGACAGACCAUAUGCCCCACGUCCUGAUGAAGGCCUUGGACAGCGUGGUGUCGGACAGGGCCGGCUACGUCUUCUGCCCAGCCCGAGGCGGCUCGAACGUGGACAUGGUGUAACCGGGGCUCAUGCAAAGUGCUCCAGGACGAAAGACCGACACUCCUGUUGUUAAACUGACAAAAUCAGUGAUUCCCAUGAUGCCAGUACCUUUGAUGUCCAUCGGUAGAAAUUGGAUGGUCUUCUAAAAUCACUGAAUAAUUUGGGAAGUCCUUUUGAUCCCAGUAUUAGCAGGAUCAGUUAUCAGGAGAGAGCGUGGAGAGGAUGGGGCUCACGUAGGAAGCUUCGGGAAGCUCCAGGGCCAUUCCUUGGUGAUCUGAGAACUGCCCCCAGGAAAGGAUGGGAACCCAAGGCCAGGUUUAAGACCCUGAUGGAUCGAUCCGUAGCUUCCCACCCCUGACGCCACCUUUUCACUGACGGGGUCUUACCACUGUUGAGAGGAGUCUGACCUGGGCUUACAGCUGUGCAAUUUAUUCUGCAAACUGGAUUUUCCUGGCUGCACAGAUGGGCUUUUUCUCCUGGGUGGCCCUGAGGUCGGGCUGCGAACUGGGACCCCUGCCCCUGAGCACUGAGUCUCCACAUCAAGCUCACUGCUUCAUUUGCACAUAAUAAUCUGGCUUUUGGAGGUCAGCCAGUGGAUUCAGGGGGAGUUAAUAAAGCACUUACACGUGU